This is a messenger RNA of Durusdinium trenchii, 1574 nucleotides long. The record is from the annotation of a GenBank genome assembly. NCBI's taxonomy places the organism in Eukaryota, Dinophyceae, Suessiales, Symbiodiniaceae.
UUGUUCAGGUCUUUGGAUGAGGAUUCUCGGUUCUUGCGAAAGGAUGUCCGACAUUGGCACAGCAGAUGUUCAGAUUCUAAAUGUUUGAUCAUUAUAGCUACAAUGCAAACAGAUGCACAGACCAGGUUUGUGUCAAAGCCGCAAACGCAUACAAAUGAGCUUAGCAAGACUUCAUAACCUUUCCUGUGAUUCUUCUGUCUGAACGCGCGAACAGCUGGUGCUCAGGAUGACAGAAGCUCCGUUGCACACAGGAUCAUUUUGGUCAGAACACAUGAAGCAGAUAUACUAGAGGCUAUUGAUUUUUAUUGUGGUGGUACGGUGGUAACUUUCCCUAAAAAUCUAGGAACAAACUCAUUAGUGCGAGCCCUUCUUCAAGGAAGCCCCCGGCCCUCAGGCGGGGGGAGCUGGGAGCUUCCUUGAAGAAGCGUGAGCUAUUAUGCGUCCAGUUACUAGAGUGUUACUCCCCUACUUAAUCAAGUCGCCGCCUACAUAAUGAAGUAGGAGCGAGCCAAAAAAGAUAAACACAUAACACACAACACAAAAGAAGAAAAGGUUUGCCAAGCUUUUGAGUUCUGAGUUGAUGCAAUGCCACUUUCUUACUUCCUUUUUGCAGUAGUAGCAGGUAGACGCAGACCAUCCAAGGUGGUGAGAUUGCUCAGAAGGAGCUAGUCUCCUUUUGCAAAGAACGAGGUGGCACUCUGGAUCCUAGAGUGUUCUAGCGGAAGCAAACUGGACCAAUCAUCAUGUCGGAUGUUCGUUUCUUUGCUUGACACUCAUUCGAGAGCAUUUCAUUUAGAGCUGUAUUGAAGCACAUCCCAAUGUGGCUAUUGACAGCCUGGCCACUAACUUUUUUCUCUCACACUCACACAACCCUUGUGUUUAUGUAUUUGACUCUUUGACUACAGAUGUGCUUCUGUCUAGGUGGUGCUUGACACAAAAAGCUUUACUGUCCAUCAUUGCAGGUUUGCCUUUGGCAACAAAGAAGGACCAACAGCAGCUUCUGGGUUUCAUCAAUGAAGCACGCGCAACGGCGCUGACCAGCGGUGUUCCUCCAGAGCAGUGUGGUCCUGAAGGCUCUGCAGCCGUGACUUUCAUGGUUUUCAUCCAUCUGCAACGCAUCCUGCAGACGCACCAGGACAAGCUGCGUGCUUCGGAAUUGCGUUCUAGCGGGGGUGGACUGCAGCUCUCCCAGACAGAGGUGGAUGAGCUCUCCAACGCCUUCCGCGAAGGUGUCAAAGCUGAGCAGAAAGGAAAACUACAGGGCGAUCCCAGCAAGGCCACCCUGAGUAUCAACGGGAUCUGGAGUGUCCUGAACAAGCUUGGCGUGACCCUGACGCCCAUUGAAAAGGAAGAGGUGAAGGUGAAGCUCUUUAUGGAUUGCGGGAAUGUCUUGGACCUUUCUGCCUUCAUUCGGGUGGUUGGAUGGCUUGCUGCUGCAAAGCAGAGCAGCGCUGAAAUCCAGAAGCACUGACUGACAGUGUUUCCAUGACUCUUUUUCUAGGCCAUGAGCCGUUUUGGGCCUGCGCCGGCCAAUGAGAUCUACGCGAUCAAAGAGCCAACCGCAGCUCCCCAAC